AUGAAGUUGAACAUCUCCUACCCUGCCAAUGGCAGCCAGAAGCUCAUCGACAUUGAGGAUGAGCGCAAGCUCCGUGUCUUCAUGGAGAAGCGCAUGGGCGCUGAGGUCCCCGGUGACUCUGUCGGCGACGAGUUCAAGGGCUACAUCUUCCGCAUCACCGGCGGUAACGACAAGCAGGGUUUCCCGAUGAAGCAGGGUGUCAUGCACCCUACCCGUGUCCGUCUCCUCCUUUCCGAGGGCCACUCCUGCUACCGCCCCCGCCGCACCGGUGAGCGCAAGCGCAAGUCCGUCCGUGGCUGCAUCGUCGGCAUGGAUCUCUCUGUCCUUGCCCUCUCCAUCGUCAAGCAGGGCGAGAACGACAUCCCCGGCCUCACCGACGUCGUCCACCCCAAGCGCCUCGGCCCCAAGCGCGCCACCAAGAUCCGCAAGUUCUUCGGCCUCACCAAGGAUGACGAUGUCCGCAAGUACGUCAUUCGCCGCGAGGUCCAGCCCAAGGGCGAGGGCAAGAAGCCUUACACCAAGGCUCCUAAAAUCCAGAGACUCGUCACCCCCCAGCGUCUCCAGCACAAGCGUCACCGCCUUGCCCUCAAGCGCCGCCAGGCCGAGAAGGUCAAGGACGAGGCCAACGAAUACGCCCAGAUCCUUGCCAAGCGCGUCGCCGAGCGCAAGAGCGAGAAGGCCGAGCUCCGCAAGCGCCGUGCUUCUUCCAUGCGCAAGUAA
Colletotrichum navitas is the source of this 720-nucleotide messenger RNA. RefSeq names its product ribosomal protein S6e. The transcript is spliced from 5 exons. The record is from RefSeq and is a predicted model, not a curated record. Bases 1 to 720 code for a protein of 239 amino acids. Lineage: Eukaryota; Fungi; Ascomycota; Sordariomycetes; Glomerellales; Glomerellaceae. Gene Ontology annotation, molecular function: structural constituent of ribosome. Gene Ontology annotation, biological process: translation. Gene Ontology annotation, cellular component: ribosome.